Molecule: messenger RNA, 1002 nt
Organism: Talaromyces proteolyticus
Lineage: Eukaryota; Fungi; Ascomycota; Eurotiomycetes; Eurotiales; Trichocomaceae
Product: putative aldose 1-epimerase
Exons: 2
Coding region: 1-1002 (333 amino acids)
Biological process (GO): beta-D-galactose catabolic process via UDP-galactose, Leloir pathway; glucose metabolic process
Molecular function (GO): aldose 1-epimerase activity; carbohydrate binding
Source: RefSeq, a predicted model, not a curated record
AUGGCAGACUCCGCAUUCACCUUCCUUCCCCUCGGCGCCAUCAUCCAGGAAUUCAACAUCGACGGGACCAACAUCGUGCAGGGCUUCCGCACGCAAGAUGACUACGUCAAACACAACUCCCCCUUUUUCGGUGCCACCGUCGGCCGCGUCGCCAAUCGCCUCAAGAACGCGCAGCUAGAAAAUGUUAAUGGCCAGACUUACUCUCUCGCGGCGAACGACGCGCCUAAUGCGCUGCACGGCGGGCCGCAGGGGUGGGAUAAGAAGGUGUUUGCGGGGCCGAAGGCUGUGAGCAGGGGGGGAAAGGAAGGGGUAUUUUUUAAGUAUGUGAGUAAGCAUGGCGAGGAGAAUUAUCCGGGGACGGUCGAGGUUAGGGUGUGGUAUACGGCGGGGAAAGAGGAGGGGAAGACCGUGCUGGUGACUGAGUAUGAGGCCGAGUUGGUGGGCGAUGAGGUCGAGGAGACGGCGGUUAAUAUCACCAAUCAUUCAUACUUUAAUAUCUCCGGCGCUCCGACUAUCGCCGGCACAACCGCGCAGCUCGCGACAGAUCUAUGCCUACCGCUCGACGACACGAGCAUCCCGUUCGGCCACGUGGAUCGGUUCAGCAAAGUCGACGUUGCACGGCCGUUUGUGCUGGGCACCAAGGAAAAUGAGGUGGACGAUUGUUUUCUGAUCGAAACCGACCCAACCAAAGUCCCGCUGGAUACACGCGACCAGCCGGUCAGACUACUGGGCAGCUUCAGCCAUGACGACACCAAGAUCCAUCUCGAGGUGUACAGCACUGAGCCGGCGUUCCAGUUCUACACGGGCAACGGCAUCGAUGUGCCUGCGGUCAAUGGCGUGCCGGCCCGCGGCAAGUAUGCGGGUUUCUGUGUCGAGCCGAGCAGGUAUGUCAAUGCGGCUAAUGUGCCGGCGUGGCGCCAUAUGACACUGUUGAAGAGGGGCCAGGUGUAUGGGUCGAAGAUUGUCUACAAGGCGUGGAGAGAUACACAGAGUGCAUCAUAG